AUGGAUUCUCUCUCUAAACCCGGGUUCCUCAGCAUCAUCGCUGGAGUUGCAUGUGGAGUGUGCCUGGGCUGGGGCAUUCGCGGGAGACUUUUCAAGCAGCCCAAAACCGGGAUGAUUGCAUCUGCAAACAGCAUGGGGAGCGAAGCAGACAUCAUGGGAGAGUCCGGGGAGUUCAAGAUGGUGCUGAUUGUCCGCAAUGAUUUGAAGAUGGGAAAGGGUAAAGUAGCAGCACAGUGUUCCCAUGCUGCUGUUUCUGCCUACAAGCAAGUUCAGAGAAGAAAUCCUGAGCUCCUGCAGCAGUGGGAGUACUGCGGGCAACCUAAGGUGGUCCUCAAAGCUCCUGAUGAGGAGACUCUGAUUCAGCUCCUGGCUGAUGCCAAGCACCUCGGACUGACUGUGAGCCUAAUACAAGAUGCAGGUCGCACUCAGAUUGCUCCAGGCUCCCGGACAGUCCUUGGUAUUGGACCAGGACCAGCCGAUGUAGUAGAUAAAGUUUCUGGUCACCUAAAACUUUUCUAA
Molecule: messenger RNA, 519 nt
Organism: Mesitornis unicolor (brown roatelo)
Lineage: Eukaryota; Metazoa; Chordata; Aves; Mesitornithiformes; Mesitornithidae
Gene: PTRH2
Product: peptidyl-tRNA hydrolase 2
Exons: 1
Coding region: 1-519 (172 amino acids)
Biological process (GO): negative regulation of anoikis; positive regulation of anoikis
Cellular component (GO): mitochondrion; cytosol
Molecular function (GO): peptidyl-tRNA hydrolase activity
Source: RefSeq, a predicted model, not a curated record